Molecule: messenger RNA, 2052 nt
Organism: Pezoporus flaviventris
Lineage: Eukaryota; Metazoa; Chordata; Aves; Psittaciformes; Psittacidae
Gene: SLC29A4
Product: solute carrier family 29 member 4
Exons: 10
Coding region: 155-1822 (555 amino acids)
Biological process (GO): nucleoside transmembrane transport
Cellular component (GO): plasma membrane
Molecular function (GO): nucleoside transmembrane transporter activity; monoamine transmembrane transporter activity
Source: RefSeq, a predicted model, not a curated record
AUGAAGCUGGAAGGGCAAGAGAAAGCUGCAGCACAGAGGAUUGCUGGAGCCCAUCCUAAUCCAGCAUCUCCAAGCCAAAUGAGCCUGCAGCGUCUUAUUCCACCCUGUGGGAUUAAUCAGUGCUCGACCAGGCUCCAGGCAAGCGAGGUUGCCCAUGAUGGGCUCAGUGGGAUCCGAGCGCUUGAAGGAGCUGAGCCCAGCGGGAACGCCGGAGGGGAACGUGGUGAUGAGCUUCAGCUUUGACAGCUACCAGCUGGAGGAGGACGAGCUGCAGCGGGGCAGCCAGGCCAAGGGCGUCCUCACCUUCAUGGAGCCGGUUUCUGAGGAUCCCGAGCCGCAGGAUCGAUACCACGGGAUUUACUUUGCCAUGCUGCUGGCCGGGGUGGGAUUUCUCCUGCCGUACAACAGCUUUAUCACCGACGUGGACUACCUACACCAUAAAUACCCAGGGACCUCCAUCGUCUUCGACAUGAGCCUCACCUACAUCCUGGUGGCCUUGGUGGCCGUCAUCCUCAACAACGCACUGGUGGAGCUGCUGAGCUUGCACACCCGGAUCUCUGUGGGCUAUCUCUUCGCCCUGGGGCCACUGCUCUUUGUCAGCAUCUGCGACGUGUGGCUGGAGCUCUUCAGCCGCAGGCAAGCCUAUGCCAUCAACCUGGUGGCUGUCGGGGUGGUGGCCUUUGGCUGCACAGUGCAGCAAUCCAGCUUCUACGGCUACACGGGGCUGCUGCCCAAGCGCUACACGCAGGGGGUGAUGACGGGAGAGAGCACCGCCGGGGUCAUCAUCUCGCUCAGCCGCAUCUUCACCAAGCUGCUGCUGUCAGACGAGAAGGAGAACACGGUCAUCUUCUUCUUCAUCUCCAUCGGCAUGGAGCUGACGUGCUUCAUCCUCCACCUCCUCGUCAAGCGCACCCGCUUCGUCCGCUACUACACCUCCUGCUCCCGCAAGGGUCUCCCCGAGGCAAGAGGCGCCGGUGACCACGGCACGGGCUACCGCGUCCACCACGAUGUCACCGCGGAGGACAUCCGCUUCGUAAGCCAACAGUGGGCUCCCCCGCUGGCCCCCGGGGUCCCGUUGGAGCUCAGCACUGGUGUCCCCUCUCCCCCCAUCCAGGAGAACAGGCAGCGGGGGCAGCCCAGUCCCCCUCGGGGCAGCCCGGGCCAUGAGGCUGAGCUGGCUGGAAGCGGCACCUACAUGCGCUUCGAUGUCCCUCAGCCCAAAAUCAAGAGGAGCUGGCCCAGCUUCAGAGACAUGCUGCUCUACCGCUACGUCGUGUCCCGCCUCAUCUGGGCCUACAUGCUGUCCAUCGCCAUGACCUACUUCAUCACACUGUGCCUCUUUCCCGGGCUGGAGUCGGAGAUCCACAACUGCACGCUGGGGGAAUGGCUCCCCAUCCUCAUCAUGGCCAUCUUCAACCUCUCCGACUUCGUGGGCAAGAUCCUGGCUGCCCUGCCCUAUGACUGGAGAGGAACCCACCUCCUCGUCUAUUCCUGCCUCCGCGUGGUCUUCAUCCCCCUCUUCAUCAUGUGUGUCUACCCCAAUGGAAAGCCCACCUUUGGCCACCCUGCCUGGCCCUGCAUCUUCUCCCUCCUGAUGGGCAUCACCAAUGGCUACUUCGGCAGCGUUCCCAUGAUCCUGGCUGCUGGCAAAGUGAGCCCGGAGCAGCGGGAGCUGGCAGGGAACACCAUGACCGUGUCCUACAUGACAGGCUUGACGCUGGGCUCAGCUGUGGCCUAUUUUGCCUACAGCCUCACCAGUACAUCCCACAGCAGCUGUUUCUACACCGAGACCUCCAACAGCUCCUUUACAUUGGGGUACUGAGCCCCAUGGCAGGGUGACGGGGACACGAUGGGACCUAUUCCCACCAUGGUCCCCACUGCCCCGCCUGGUCCAUGUCCCUCCAUGGGGAGGGAAGCUGGAGCCAGAAAGUUGUCCCAAGGAGGACAGGGACCAGAAUCCUGUUGGCAUGGAGCUGUGGCAUCCAAAAUGGCCCAUGCUGUUCAGGGCCACCUUUUAGGGUGACACUGCUCUUGGGGGGCUCCCCAUCAGUG